UUCCUGCCACAGGUUUGACACCGGCUUGAUGUAUCAUAGUAGGAGGUCGGAAAACGUUAUUAUAACUUAAGUUUAAUCCCAGAGAAGAAUAACUUGAGUUUAGUGUACAUUUUCGGGUGGAUUGGUGGAGAUGGCGGCCGUCCUGCUGCAGAUUCUGGAGCGGACGGAGUUGAAUAAACUAUCGAAAAGCGUCCAGAACAAGUUAGAGAAGUUUGUGACGGAGCUGCAGGAAGCUAACGAGGAGCUAAAGACGCAGCAUGAGAGAUUCAAAGCAGACAGCGAACAGCAGUACUUUGAAAUUGAAAAGAGGCUGGUGGAGAGUCAGGAACAGAUUCUGUCUGCCACCAGAGACCUGCAGGCACUCAAGGAUACAAAUGCAAAACUAAAUGAAGAGCUGAGCACUCUGAAGGGAAUAGAGGCAGAGACUCCUGAAGAUAAACUCCCACAACAGCAGACCAAGACCAAGUAUGAGAUUGAGGCGGAGAAGAGGGAGCUGGAUCGGCUGCUGGAGAAGAGAACCCAAGAAGUGGAAAACCUUUCUGAGGACGUGAAGCGUCUGAAUGAGAAGCUGACAGAAACCAGCAAAGUCAAGUUGGAGCUGCAGUUAAAACUGGAUGAUAUACAGUCAUCUGAGGCGUCUGUGCAGCACCGAGAGAAGCGCAUGGAGCAGGAGAAAGAGCUGCUGGAGAAGAAGAUCGAGUGGUUAACUUCAGAGCUGAAGAAAAAAACGGAGGAAUUGUUGAACAGUAAUAGAGAGAAAGGCAAAGAGAUACUGGAGCUAAAGGGUAAUCUGAAGAACAGCAAGGAGCAGGUGACAAGACUUGAAAGUCAGCUGACUUCUCUGAAGGAUACCAGUGAAAAUCAAAACAAAAGAGCAGCAGACCUCAACAAUAAACUGAAACAGGCUAAAGAUGAGCACAGUGCCAUGGAGGAGAAAUACCGCAAUGAGCUCAAUGCUCAUGUCAAGUUAUCGUCGCUCUACAAGGGGUCAGCGACAGAAAUGGAGACAAAGAACCAAGAACUGAGCAGAGCUGUGGAGGAGCUCAGCAAACUGGUUAAAAACACAGGGGAAGCUAACAAGGCUCUUGAGAAGAAGGUGUCAGAGGGAGAAGAACUCAAAGUGCGACUUGAGGCAGAGCUAAGAGAAAAAAUCAAGAAAAUGGAGAAAGAACUGGAAAAUUCCAUGAUGAAGGCGGCUAGCAAACAAUGCU
Labrus bergylta (ballan wrasse) is the source of this 1211-nucleotide messenger RNA. Lineage: Eukaryota; Metazoa; Chordata; Actinopteri; Labriformes; Labridae. The record is from RefSeq and is a predicted model, not a curated record.